This is a messenger RNA of Protopterus annectens (West African lungfish), 8271 nucleotides long. RefSeq names its product gastrula zinc finger protein XlCGF57.1-like. Gene Ontology annotation, biological process: regulation of transcription by RNA polymerase II. Lineage: Eukaryota; Metazoa; Chordata; Ceratodontiformes; Protopteridae. Gene Ontology annotation, cellular component: nucleus. Gene Ontology annotation, molecular function: DNA-binding transcription activator activity, RNA polymerase II-specific; RNA polymerase II cis-regulatory region sequence-specific DNA binding. The record is from RefSeq and is a predicted model, not a curated record. The coding region runs from base 166 to 2586 and encodes 806 amino acids. The transcript is spliced from 4 exons.
UUAUGGACAAAACUUUUAUUGAGGACAGCAUGUAUUUCUGUGCAGUAAGGUACAGAAGUAUUUGAAUUCCUGUUGAUAUAAUCAUUUAUUUUGGCUCAGAGUCUUUACAAAGUAGCAGUUGCUUGAACAGUGUUUCUUUUGUUGCUGGAGGCUGAAUCGGGCAUCAUGAAGUUGGAGGUGCCUGAAAGCUUUGAAGAAGUUUCUAUUGAGUUUUCCAGAGACGAGUGGAAGACAUUGAGUGAACAGGAUAAAGUGCUGUACAGGGAGGUGAUGGUUCAGAAUUAUGAAUUCAUGGUUUCACUAGGAUAUAAAAUCCCACUAGAGCAGCUUUGUUUACUUCUUGCGAAAGGUGACUCUGUUUCAUCUCAUGACAGAGAAGGAAGAGGCAGGUCUCAACCGAAGGAUUUUCCUGAUGAUAUUAAUAAUGUUAACAGGAAUACAGAUUUCAGUGAACUUCAGAGUCAGCAGUUAUCACUUGGGCGAUACCAUCAUUCUGAAUGUGCCAGUGACUGGUCAGACAAAGCAUUAUUCGCAAGACAUGACUUUGUCCAGAGUGAGAACAGACAUCACAACUAUGUGGCCUAUAGCAAAGGACUUAAUAUGAAAAUGGAAGUAACAGAGCAUCUGGAAGCUUUGGCAGGGGAGACACCAUGCAAAUAUUUUAACUGCAGCAACAACAAAUUCACACUUAACAGUAACAGCUUAAGCAUUAUUUUAAUUCACAGUGUUAAAAGAGAAGGUAAUACUGUGGCAAAACAUACAGAGACAUUCAGUGGAAAGUGUACUAUGCAAGACAAAGAAUCUGCUAGGGACAUCUGCUUACCCCAUCAUCAAAGUCUUCCAAACGAACAGAAACUGUAUAAAUGUUCCAGAUGUGACAAGGAAUUUGUAGAUGAGAGAUGUCUGGCAGUGCAUCAGAGUGACCAUAGUAGACAGAAACCCUAUAAGCGUGCCACAUAUGGCAAACAUUUGCAACAGAAGUAUAACUUCCAUAACCAAAAGCUAGUUUGUAGUGGACAGAAUAUAUGUAAAUGUGCCAUAUGUUGUAAAGGUUUUACUUACAAAGCAUGUUUAGCAAUGCAUCAUAAUAUACACACAGGACAGAAACCCUAUAAAAGUUCUAACUGUUGUACAAAUUUUGCACAAAAAGGUAGCUUAGUGCAGCAUGUGUAUAUUCCUUCAAGACAAAAAAUGUAUAAAUGCAUAGUUUGUGAAAAGAGUUUUAAAAAGAAGAGCAGUUUGGUAAAUCAUCAGUUAGUCCACUGCAGGUAUCGCCCAUAUAAAUGUUCCACAUGUGAUAAGUGUUUUAGAAAAAAGAGCAAUUUGGUAGCCCAUGAAAGUAUUCACACUGGACAACAGCCUUACAAAUGUAUAACAUGUGACAAGGGUUUCAUAACAAAGAGCAGUCUGGCAGUACAUGAGUUUAUGCACACCGGACAGAAGCCUUACAUAUGUACCACAUGUGACAAGGGCUUUACAAGUAAAGGCAGUCUUGCAGCCCAUGGGAUUAUCCAUAUGGGACAGAAGCCAUACAGAUGCGUAACAUGUGACAAGGCUUUUGCACUCAGGUGUAGUUUGGUACGUCAUCAAAGAAUCCACACUAAUCAGCAGCCUUAUAAAUGUAUCACAUGUGACAAGAGGUUUAAAGAUAACAGCAGUUUGGCAGUCCAUGAGAGUAUCCACAGUGGGCAAAAACCAUAUAAAUGUAUUACUUGUGACAAGGGUUUUUUAUAUGAGAAAAGUUUGGCAGCCCAUGAAAUUAUCCACACGGGACAGAAACCCUACACAUGUACUACCUGUGACAAGGGUUUUAUAAAAAAGAGCAGUUUGAGAGCACAUGAGAGUAUCCACACAGGACUAAAUUGCUAUAGAUGUGCAAUAUGUGGCAAGAGUUUUAUAAGCAAGAGUAGCUUGGUACGUCAUCAAAGUAUUCACACUAAUCAGCAACCACAUAAAUGUACCACAUGUGGCAGGAGUUUUAGACAGAUGAGUAAUUUGAUAGCACACCUGACUGUCCACACUAAACAAAAGCCCUAUAAAUGUACUACAUGUGAAAAGUGUUUUAGUCGCAAAACUAGGUUGCUACAUCACCAAAGUAUUCACAUGAAUCAGCAACCAUAUAAAUGUAUCACAUGCGGCAAGGGCUUUGUAAGUAAGGGCAGCCUGACAGCUCACGAGGGCAUGCACUCUGGACAGAAGCCAUACAAAUGUACCAUUUGUGACAAGAGCUUUAUAAGUAGGGGCAGUCUGGCAGAACAUGAGAGCACACACACGGGGCAGAACUACUACAAAUGUGCUACAUGUGGCAAGGGUUUUAAACACAAGAGUAGACUAGCAGCACAUGAGGUUAUCCAUACGGUACAGAAACCCUAUAAAUGCACUACAUGUGACAAGGGUUUUAAACACAAGAAAAGUUUGGAGGCACAUGAAAGCAUCCACACUCAACAGCACCCGUAUAAAUGUUCAGCUUGUAGCAGGUGUUUUAUACAUCGACAUGGCUUGCUAAAGCAUCAAAAUGUUCAUCCUAAGCAACAGUCUUAUCAGCUUAUGACAUGGCAAGAGUUUUUGCAGACAAAAGACAUUUAGCAGCAUGUUGUAGUACCUGUACUGGACAGAAACAGAAUGAAGCUAAUUUUGAGAGUUGCUCUGUCUUUUAGCAGGACAUCUCAAGAUGUAAAUUGGCUUUUCUCCUACCUAUAUUAUUUUUGUGCAGUCACUUGGCCGUAGAAAGUGAUUGGAUUAGUUACAAAGAGCAGCUGUAUACCUUCACAAAAAACACUUUGUGGUAGUGUUAUAUUUACUACGGUCUUAACAAGGCAGAGCCACCCCCCAAUGUUGAUUAUAUAUGUAUGGAUCAGCUAUAAUGGGACUGCAAUAAACAUCUACUGAUAUCCUCAAAUCCAACAUAGUGAAUGUUCUGAAUUAUGAAGCAAACAAAACAAAGAUAAUAUCUACUCUCAGAUUAACAGAAUCAGUUAGGAAGAAAAACAAAACUAAAAAUUAAGCCAGAACUGAUCAUAAAAUAAACAGUAAUAAAUUAAAUGGGAAAAAUCUGACCUUCAGAUGACAAAUUAAAUCAAACUCCCAUCUGCCUGAGUUGGUAGUAGCUCAAAUGAACGGAAAGGAUUCCACAGCACCUCUUGAAAAGAAUAGUAUAAAUACCACCUUGGAUCUCCUCUGAGAAGAGACAGCUAGCCUAGUGGCACUCACCCGGUUAACAAACAGACAGACAAUAAAUAAAUAAAUGCACUCAUAAACAAAAAGUAAAUAAAAGAUAUAGAGAGGGAGAGCAGAAGAAUGAAAAUUUAACUUUGUCAGUGGCUCAGCAGACAGCCAUUCCCAGGUAGUGCUGGAAGAUCGGAACACUAUAGUUUCUAUUCCCACCCCAGGUAACUGGAUUCAUUUUCAGUUACUGACACCGCAGUGCAAAGUUAGGGUCUAUGACACUCCUGAGUGCACUGCUGUCCUUCGAAUGAAACAUUAUACUGAAGCCCCUAUUCGCCUGAGUUGAUGGCAACUCAGGUGGAUGCAAAUGAUCCCAUGACAUUUAUCGAAAACAGAAUUUCCCAGGUGUGGUACCCUCGCCAAAUGUUGACUAGUCUGUAUAAAUAGCCAUUGCCUUAGUCAUCUGUAUUCUAAUCAAUUGAUCAAAGAAAGCUAUGUAACACAACUUUGGAGAAAAGCAUUUAUUAUUCCUCUCCACAAAGGAGGCAAUAAUAACAUUUCCAAUUUUCGACCCAUCGCUAUCCUAUACCCCAUCUCUAAACUGCUAGAAAAAUGUAUUAAUUUACAGAUUUUACCUUACCUUAUAGAUAAUCACCUACUAACUUCCACACAACAUGGAGUCAGGCCCGUCACAGUACCGCCAGUGCUCUCUUCUCCUUCUUAGAGACCAUUAACAAAGCCCACGACUCUGGCUGUACUGUUUCCACUCUCCUCCUAGACCUAUCAAAGGCUUUUGACACUAUCUCUCACAGCAUUCUUCUAACUAAACUUUCCAAACUAAAUCUAUCCCUCUCGACUAUUAACUGGUUCACCAGUUACCUGUCUAGGCAACAAUCAGUUAAGUGGGAGAAAGUUACCUCCUCAUUCCUCAGCACUUCGACUGGUGUACCUCAAGGCUCCAUUCUAGGUCCCCUGCUGUUUAACAUUUUUAUAAAUGACUUCCACCAUGCCAUUCCCAAUACUAAACUUAUUCAAUACACUGAUGAUUCAGCUGUUAUCUGCUCUGCCACUUCUACCCCUACUCUCAUAAAAUUAACCCAAGGUGCCUUCUCCUCUACUGAAAAAUGGAUGCUAGACAAUCCUCUGGUACUUAAUGGAACAAAAACUAAACUCAUGAUAUUUACCCCUUCUAAGACCACCAUCAUUGAUAAAGACACAUUCAUUAUCACUAGUCACAAUAAUACUCCUCUUGAAAAAGUAUCCAAUGCAAAAUUACUAGGUGUCCUCACUGAUGAUCAGCUGAAGUUCGAUAUUCACCUGCAUACAAACAUCAACAAAACACAUCAGAAAUGUUACCGCCACAAUCGCUACCUCUCCUCUUCUACCAUGCUAGUUCUCUCCACCACAUGCCUCAUCCCAUCUCUCCUAUAUGGUGCCCCUCUCCUCACUAACCUACAAUCAUCCCUCAUAGCUAAACUUACCUAAUGCUACAACAAUUUUGCCAAAUUUGCCACAGGUCACCGAUCUUCCACUCACCACUGUAUAGCUGUUCACAAGCUGAAUUGGCUAGAGGUGCCCCACUAUCUCACUUAUAUCCAACUCAUCCAAGCUCAUAAACGUAUUUUCACUCCCUCACUCUGCCCCCCUCUCUAGCUUCCACCUUCAAACUGCACAUACCUGAUAGACUCCUAAGAUCAAACACUCAAAAUCUUAUUGAAUUACAUAAACCUGCCCGUCCACCUGGUAAGCUCAUACUAUAAUUUUCUCUAGCACGCCUCUGGAAUUCACUGACACUCCUGAUCUGUUCCACUAGCAGUCGCUCCUCCUUUAAAACCUUGCUUCACUCACACCUGGCAUCUCAUUGGGAAUGUUACUGCUCUACUCCUAUUUAACUACAUCUUAAACUUAGCCUUUCUCUCAGUAGGAGCUUACAUACUUCUAAAUUAUUCAACAACCAUUUUUUCUUAUUUUAUUUCUGUUACCUCUGUAUGAACCAUCUGUUUUUCUUAUUUUAUUUCUGUUACCACUGUAUGAACCAACUUUCUGUAAGUGAUACUUAUGAUUAUUACUCCUUUUAACUUGUAUCUAAAUUCAUGCUUGCAAUUGUACUUGCAUUACUGUACAAAAAUUGUUUAUUAUAUUCAUUAUAUUCUUAGUGCUUGUUUAUUAAAGAUUUUGUGUAUUUGGAGCUUUUCUCCCCAGGACUCCAUUGAAAACGGGCUAAUCUCAGCCCAAUGGACUAUCCUGGAAAAGCAACUGUAAAUAAAUAAAUAAAUAAUAAAUAAAUAUCUUCUCAGAUCUCCCCUGAAAAGAGGCCACUAAACUAGUGGGACUAACCUAGUCAACAAAGAAUAGAAAGGUUACAAACAUAUUUGCAAAUUAUUGAAACAGCCAAACAUUUAUGUUGGUCUGACACACAAAUACAUAAUAAAAUGUGACCUAAAGCUGAAAGGCAGAUAAUGGCUGCUGAAGACAGUGGAGUAUUCAUGAGAUGAUUCACAAGAUCUACAGAAAAUGCGGGCGAUACAGACAAAUACAGGUUCUGUAAUACAGACGUAAACCAUUGCAUGAUUUAUAGUUUGUUUACAAAUAUUUAUGGCAAAAGGUUUGUGCAUUGAGAAACACAAUAACAUGUCAAGACUCUACUGGAAACAUUACAGUUAAGAACAGAAGGAAUAGUGACAUGAGUAGUAAAGAAUAACUGAAAGCAAAAAACUGUGGUCUUUCGGCAUCAUCCACUACCAAGUAAUAAACAGAAGGAAAUUUACAAGAUAGUGUUCCUAAAGAAAAAAGGUCAAAGGUAAAAUAAGUCACUGAAAUAAUCAUCCGUGUAACUUGAUUGUCCAGGGUAGUGGGUGAGAUUAAUAAAUAUACCAUCACUGAAACAUACAAAGAGGGAAUCCUUUAUACAUUGUGUGGGUGUUGGAUAACAUUAACAUUGUUGAGAUCACUUCUUCAGCCAUAAGAUAUAAGCAAUAAGCUCUCCAUGUUAUAUAGACCAUGUACGUCAACAGAAAUGUGAAUCUUUUGUUGUUUACAGCAGUAACCCUGUUGUGUUCACCUGUUUUGUUUCUUGUAAUUGCUUAUUAAUGACCCACCCACCCCAAGUAUUAAUUUUCUAAAUUUCGUGCUUUGCUUUACUUCUGAGACCUACUAUUACUUUUUCUGGGGAAUGUAGCAGUAGAAAUGCAUGAGGAUUUCAUUUCUGUGGUGCUCUCCUUGCAAACUCAUUGUAGUCUUCCAGGAAAUUAUUGUCAUGCUUCUAAAUGGUAUGAGAUAUCCUUCUGUGACUGUUCACAUACAGUCUUUACUUUUACACACUGAAUUUGUGUUACUGUUCCUAGCAUCUUAUAUGGCAAAUGACUCGGUGUGUUAGGAGAAUUUGUGUCUUUUUGUGUUUCUAUUUGAAAAUGAGUCUUUACUUUUUGUUUUUAAAAGGAGAGUAUCAAAAAUGCAGCUUUUGGAAAGUUUUUUCAGUGCUGAUGCAUAGGAUCAAUGUAUACAACCUAAACUGUGUCACCCACUCUGUACUUUUCUGCUUUUUUUUGUGCAAAGUCACUAUUUUUGUUUCUGGAGCAUCCCGCUUUGUUUAGCCAGGUAAUACCACCUACAAUGUGGUGUCAUCAUACAAUCCCCUUCCCCAAAAUCAAUCCUUUAAAUAUGACCUGGCUUGACCUUCCCAGAAUAAUUUUCAUUCUCUGUAUGAAAGAGCCAGAACACUGAUUUGGGUGCUGAUAAAGUCAGCAUCCAAAGGAUAUAUGCUGAAUUUAAUUAGUUUGCUUCUGGUAAGUGCAUUGCUGUCUUAUAUAUACAUGUGUUACUGCCAUUGCCUUGCGCUGUACCAAAAUCAGUUUUGUAAUGUUUAGAAAGAACUUCAAAGAUUCAACACCAGCGAAAUGUACAACUAAUCCAAAAACACCAGCCAGCUUUUCACUCCUUACAAAACUUUUUAUUUUCAAAAAAAACUAAAAAUAGAUUAAGCACUUUCUACACACUUACAUCACAAUUUAAAUAGAAUUAGAAGGGGAUUUUGGGGAGUUUUGUCCUUAAUAAUUAAGUAAGGUAGUUAACCUUGUUUUAUAUAUAAAAAAGGAAAGAGUUUGAAAAAUAUAUUAGAAAGUGAGACAGGAGAUUCACAUUAAAAAAUGUAUGGGAUGAAUAAAGCAGAGCUUGUGCUCAGUGCAGAUAUAUAUUAGAAGGAAAUAUAUUACCCUUUGUAGUUAUCUCAGAGUAAUAGGGGGUAAAUGGAAAUAUAAUUGCAAUACUGUGGGUACUUUAUAUAGUGCAGUGCACCCCAUGUGAGGUGUUCUACACAGGGAAAACUGAAUGCACUCCUAAGUGUAGAAUAUACAAACAUGUAUACUCUAUAAAGAAAAAAAGAUUAAAAGAAUGCUUUAUUUAAACAUUCAAAUGAAUGUAAAUGUUUCAAAAGAUUUUUAUUUUUUAGGUGCCUAAAAAUGACAGGGAUGGAAACUGGGAAUCAUUUCUGGAAAGUAGGGAACUCCUGUUAGACUUUGGACAAUAUCUUGAUAUCAACGACAAGUUAAGUAUUAACAAUUUGUUGGUUUCAAAAUCCAAUUGAAUUUAAAUAGGUUUGAGUUAAUUGGAAUGUUUUUUAACAAGUUUUUAAUUUCUAUUUAAACGGUGAUGUAAGUGUGUAGGGACACUAAGACAUUUUUAAGUACAAGACACUUUAAAAGGAACUAUUACAUGGUUAAUAUUUGUGAUAGGGUAAGUGUGAUUGGUUUGAUAGUACAUGAAUUAUUGAUGGAAAAGGUUUAAAAGAAGGGGACUGUGGGUUUAAUUGUGAUUCUGACGAAGUUCCAACAUUAAGAAGAGCAAAAGUGCUUAAUCUGUUUUUAGUUUUUUAUUAAGUUUUGCAAGGAGUGAAGAGCUGGGUGGCAUUUUCUGGAUGUUUAGGAACAAAGAAAAAAUCCUGCAGUAUCUGGAUUGUACUGUUGUAACCAUCAUUUCCUUUCCAUCUCCCAACUUCUUUGCUCAGCAAUUAAAGAGAGAAUCAGGAAGAGUUUUUAAAUAUUGCUCUAAUUCUCUUAAAAGUUUGAAUGAAUGUUUCUCCUUUGAACAAUAAAAAGUGUGAGACUGUAA